AACGUUUUGAACUUCUGAUUCAUGCUUCAUUGACUGUCACUCUUUACUUUCCGUCGCCCCUCACUCAUUACAAUGUUGCUCUCUGGUCUCCUAUUUCUGGCCGUGCUGGCAGGCUUAGCUGCUACUGCACCGGUUUCUACAACUUCCAAAAACGACACCACCUCUAGAAACGACACCAUCUCCCUACAAGCAGCCGAUUGCAACGCCCCCGUGGCCGGCCUGUCCUUUGAGGACUGCCUGCACAUGAACAACAUUGGCAUGGCCGGCAUGGGCGACAACCCCUUUUGGAACAACGGCUACAUCUGGAUCGGCGACGACGGAUCCAACAGGUUCCGGUUCACCAACACGGGUGGCGUGCCCAGGACUCUCAUCCUGUGGGACUUUGCCGACGGCGACUACCAAUCCUCCUUUAUGAACGUCCGCCGCCCCAAGAUCUCCUACUCCCUACCCAGCUCUGGCAGCUCUGUCACCAUCUCUGUCGGCAGUGGCAUCUCGCUCGGCUACGCUACGCUUAAUAACCGCCAGACGACGCUCUCGCGCUGGGGUCAGAUCUUCAACACCUGGGGCGAGGCUACUACAGGCAAUGGCUGGCCGGGGUCGGCGACGAUCGACGUCAGUCGACUUGUCAACAUGAAUGGAAACCCACAGUCAGUUCGCGUGGCAGGAUGUCUGGCGGAUAUGGAGUGGUGCUCGUUUCAGUGUAAGAAUGGUCUGAGUGAGUGUGGUGAGUCGGGCUCCUAUGACCUGCUCAGGUGCACGCCGGACGUCAACCCCGAUUCCGGGACGGGCUGGGUGAAUGGUAACCCUGAGGGAGGGUGCUACGGGUGGGAUAAUGGUGGCGACAUUUAUAUCAACCUUGGUAACUAAGGAUUGUGGGCGUUGGAAAGGGGUUGCUGCAUUCUCUGUCUUUGUACAUAUCAACUUAAGAUUCAAAGCCAAGAGGGGAACAUCGAUGAAC
Messenger RNA from Emericellopsis atlantica, 958 nucleotides. RefSeq lists its product as uncharacterized. The transcript is spliced from 2 exons. The coding region runs from base 73 to 867 and encodes 264 amino acids. Lineage: Eukaryota; Fungi; Ascomycota; Sordariomycetes; Hypocreales; Bionectriaceae. The record is from RefSeq and is a predicted model, not a curated record.